Messenger RNA from Rotaria sordida, 357 nucleotides. The record is from the annotation of a GenBank genome assembly. NCBI's taxonomy places the organism in Eukaryota, Metazoa, Rotifera, Eurotatoria, Philodinida, Philodinidae.
AUGAUGGACUCUACAGGUAAUUUGUCAUUGUGGGUUGGUAAACGUCAAGCAAGCAUUGACAUCUAUGUUGAUUGGUGUAAUAAUUCAUUGGGUCCGUUUUUUGAUCUUGACAUGGACAAUGUAUGGAAUCGUAGUAUGGUCCCAUUAAUAACAUGGGAAAUAACUGAUUGUAAUCAUAGUGCUGAAGACGAUCCAGGAAUAACGAAAAGAAUUAAUAACAAUACUUAUGAUCCAUAUAUUAAUCAAUUUGGUGAUCGUCUGAAAAAAUGGUUGGCUGGUCCUGAUGGCAUAUAUGGAACUAACGACGAUAGACGUGCAUUUGUGCGACUAGGUAUGAAAUUUAAUGAAAUAGCAUAG